Juglans microcarpa x Juglans regia is the source of this 1719-nucleotide messenger RNA. RefSeq names its product PAN domain-containing protein At5g03700-like. Lineage: Eukaryota; Viridiplantae; Streptophyta; Magnoliopsida; Fagales; Juglandaceae. The coding region runs from base 90 to 1565 and encodes 491 amino acids. The transcript has a single exon. The record is from RefSeq and is a predicted model, not a curated record.
GGAGGUCACUGUAUCGUGAAGACUUUUCAUGGCUGCUUUGGAUAUUUGAACUCCACUCAAAUCUGCACAUUACAUCUCUAUCUCCAGCAAUGGACGGAAUCACCAACUCGGUGACGCGUUUACGUGCAACUCAACUUCUCCUUUUUACGACCCAUAUUCUCUUCACAUCCACUGCAUGGACGUAUAUCAUUACUGGAGCCGCCGCCCAAGGGCUUAGAAAAGGCUUCGAAGCCACCCCAGACCCGAAGGUGUCGUCGUUCCAACCUCUCCUCAGCGAUUCUACAGGCAAUUUCUCACUCGCUUUCCUCCGAGUGAACGAGAACCAGCUCGCUCUCGCCGUUCUCCACGUGCAGUCCUCCGAACCACUCUGGCUCGCCAACCCGACUGAGCUAGCUAGCUGGUCCGACACAACCCAGCUCUUCUUCAAUGGCAGUCUCGUGGUUUCAGAUCCCCACUCGAGGGUUUUUUGGUCAACUCGUACAGAUGGCGACGUCGUUAUGCUCCUCAACUCCUCGAAUCUCCAAGUACAAAAACUUAGGGACCCUCCCUCGGUUGUCUGGCAAAGUUUUGACUUCCCCACAGAUACCCUUGUCGAGAACCAAAAUUUAACGUCCAACAUGUCUUUGAAUUCAUCAAAUGGACUUUACUCUAUGCACUUAGGGUACGACUUUUGGGGCUUACACGCAAAGUUUGGAGAUAACUCGGAUCAGAUAUACUGGAAACACACGGCGUUAGAGGCCAAAGCAAAGGUGGUCGAAGGACAGGGACCGCUUUACGCCCAAGUCCACUCGGACGGGUAUCUGGGUAUGUACCAAAAUGGAAGCACACCAGUGGACAUACAACCAUUCAAUAGUUUUCAUAGACCGAUCAAUGGGGGGUUCCUCCGGCUCCGGUUAGAACCUGACGGAAACCUCAAAGGGUAUUACUGGGACGGGUCCAGUUGGGCCUUGAACUACGAGGCGAUCUCGGAUACUUGCGAGCUACCGAGUCCAUGCGGUUUGUACGGUUUGUGCAGCCCCAAGUACGGUUGCUUCUGUUUGGACAACCGGACGGAAUAUCGCUCCGGCAAGGAGUGUCUUCCCAAGGAGACCGGUGACUUCUGCAGCGAAAAGGUAAUUAAGGACAACUUCUGGGUUCUGAUGAGGAAUGGCGUUGAGCUGCCGUUCAAGGAGCAAAUGCAAUACGAAACGACAUCUUCGCUGGAAGAGUGCGAGGGCCUAUGUGAGAACAACUGUAGUUGUUGGGGGGCCGUGUAUAACAACGGGUCCGGGUUUUGUUACAUGGUGGACUAUCCGAUCCAAACGUUGGUAGCCACCGGGGACAAUAGUAAGGUGGGGUAUUUUAAGGUGCGGGGAGGUGCAGGGAUGAAAAAAAGGAACGUGGGUGUUGGAGUCGGGUAUGCAGCGGGGGGUGUGGCGGCGGUGAUCUUGAUUGGGACGAUAGGGUUUUUGACGUACAGGAUUUGGAAAAGGAGGACCCGGGAAGAGGAGGGUGACGUUUCACCCGGCCCGUAUAAGAAUCUGGGAUCAGCGAGCUUCAAGUCCAUCGAGAUGUCCAAUAGAUGAUACUGACGCAAGAGAUGACAUUUUUUGCGAUUUUUGGAGUUUGGAAGUUUGACUGACAGUGAUGUUCACAUGUUUACAACUAACUACGUUGCUUGAUGGUUGUGGAGCUAUGGGAAGGGUUGGGAUGGGGUGAUGGGGCCCGCUUACUGUAAUU